GACAAGAAGAGUGUUAAAGUUUAUUUCGAUGACAGAAAAAAUUUAAGUGCCUACUAUACCUGUUUGUUAUACAUUGUUUACAAGUCAGAAAACAUGUUACUACUGUUAUCAAUGACUACUGUUCUGUUGAGUGUUGCAGCACAACAUAACUUAACACCGUAUGGCAAUGCUACUCAAAGUUCUUCAUACUUAACUGCUCCUGUAAAUGCCAUACAUCCACCUAUAGCAAAUACAUUUUCCUUUCCUUACUGUUCUCUCUCGAACAUUCAGACAACUGCGGCUUGGUGGAUGUUUCAAUUCUCUUUUGGAACUGCUUACAUUACAGAUAUAGCUAUCUAUUACCGAGAAAACUAUGCACAUCGCAUGGAUGGGUUUAAGUUAUAUGUGACCAAUACAUCAACAAUUCCACCUGAUGUUAUCUUUGCUAUGAGGAUCCUGAUCCAGGUCUGCCAAACAUCACACAAACUAUUCCUUGUAACCAACUUGGAAAAUAUGUCAUCUAUUUCGAUGAUAAAGGAUCACAACACCAUGGACCUGUAGUUGAACUGUGUUAUGUUGCCAUUAAUGGUUGUCAAAACAGCUUUUGGGGAAAUAAUUGUGAUAAAAUGUGUUCAGAAAAUUGCAUAGAACGACAUUGCCAUCCCGAAAAUGGUUCUUGUGUUUGGGGUUGCAACACUAAACAUUGCUUAAAUGAUAUUUGCGAUAUACA
This is a messenger RNA of Mytilus trossulus (common blue mussel), 709 nucleotides long. RefSeq lists its product as uncharacterized. NCBI's taxonomy places the organism in Eukaryota, Metazoa, Mollusca, Bivalvia, Mytilida, Mytilidae. Bases 94 to 540 code for a protein of 148 amino acids. The transcript is spliced from 5 exons. The record is from RefSeq and is a predicted model, not a curated record.